AUGAAGGUCUCCAUCUCCAUCUUCACUAUCGCCGCCGUCAUGGCCAGCACCGCUUAUGGAUGCUUCAGCUGCCACGACUGCCCUGGUGAUCAAGUUUGCUUUUUUGCUGCGACCCACGGCACUGGCGGUAUUGGCGGAUGUGUUGAGCCCACUGACAGCAUUUGCUUCGCUGGAGAGGGAUUCUGCGAUACCGACACCUGCGAAUAA
This is a messenger RNA of Trichoderma aggressivum f. europaeum, 207 nucleotides long. RefSeq lists its product as uncharacterized. The coding region runs from base 1 to 207 and encodes 68 amino acids. The transcript is spliced from 2 exons. NCBI's taxonomy places the organism in Eukaryota, Fungi, Ascomycota, Sordariomycetes, Hypocreales, Hypocreaceae. The record is from RefSeq and is a predicted model, not a curated record.